This is a messenger RNA of Oryza brachyantha (malo sina), 723 nucleotides long. RefSeq names its product RNA polymerase II subunit A C-terminal domain phosphatase SSU72-like. The record is from RefSeq and is a predicted model, not a curated record. Gene Ontology annotation, biological process: termination of RNA polymerase II transcription. Gene Ontology annotation, cellular component: nucleus; mRNA cleavage and polyadenylation specificity factor complex. Gene Ontology annotation, molecular function: RNA polymerase II CTD heptapeptide repeat phosphatase activity. The transcript has 3 exons. The coding region runs from base 73 to 603 and encodes 176 amino acids. Lineage: Eukaryota; Viridiplantae; Streptophyta; Magnoliopsida; Poales; Poaceae.
AAAAAAGACUCCCGGCGAACUACCCAACCCGGACGCCCGCCGGCUGCCGCUGCUCUCCACCGGGACGGCACGAUGGCGGCGAAGACGGCGAAGCGGUGGAGGUACGCGAUGGUGUGCUCGUCCAACAUGAACCGGAGCAUGGAGGCGCACUCGCUGCUGGCGCGGGCGGGGCUCGCCGUCGCCUUCUACGGCACCGGCGCGCACGUCAAGCUCCCCGGCCCCUCCCUCCUCGACCCCAACCUCUACCCCUUCGGCACCCCCUACAAGGCCAUCCACGACGACCUCCGCCGCAAGGACCCCGACCUGUACAAAAGGAAUGGCCUGCUGCCGAUGCUGAAGAGGAACAGCGCUGUCAAAGCCACACCGCAGCGGUGGCAAGACAAUGCCGGCGAUGGGCCGUUUGAUGUGGUGCUCACUUUUGAGGAGAAGGUCUUCGAUUCUGUCCUCGAAGAUCUGAAUUCUCGUGAACAAAGGCUGAUAAAUACUGUCCUGAUAAUCAAUAUGGAUGUCAAAGAUAAUCAUGAGGAAGCUGGUGUAGGGGCAAAGCUUGCUUUAAAUUUGUGUUUAUAUGCAAGUACCUACUGCAAUGUGUUUAUAUUGUGACAUCUUUGGCAAUUUUAGGCAAAUCAGCAUUUACAAACUUUGACUAAUAAGUGAAUUAAUAAUUUAGUCUUUUCGUUUAUGUUUAUACUUAUAAGCUAAAAUUUGAAUUUUCAACCUUAA